Messenger RNA from Melampsora larici-populina 98AG31, 822 nucleotides. RefSeq lists its product as uncharacterized. The transcript is spliced from 5 exons. Lineage: Eukaryota; Fungi; Basidiomycota; Pucciniomycetes; Pucciniales; Melampsoraceae. Gene Ontology annotation, cellular component: EMC complex. Gene Ontology annotation, biological process: protein folding in endoplasmic reticulum. Bases 1 to 528 code for a protein of 175 amino acids. The record is from RefSeq and is a predicted model, not a curated record.
AUGUCAAAGACCAACUCAAAACAAAAUCAAUAUCAACUAAAAUUAAAUAUCAAUAGCAAUUCCAAACCCACCCAACUUUGUACCAUUUCAAAAAAUAGAUUAAGACAACAAAAAGCAUGGGAUUUAGCUCUAAGUCCAGCCAAACAGAUUCCCAUGCAAGCGUUUAUGAUGUGGAUGAGUGGUAAUGGUGUUCAAAUCUUUAGUGUGAUGAUGGUGUAUAUGUUAAUAAAAGGUGCAAUCACUUCAACCUUAUCAGUAAACCAAGUUUUCAAAAGCUUUAUGCCACAACUCAGCUCAAGCAUUGGAAAUCCUUCUUCAACGAACGGUCAAUCCACUUAUGAUUUAAGAUUUCAAAAACUUUCAUUUAUUACUUUUCAACUUGGUUUACUUGGACUUGGACUUUAUAAAGUUAAUACCAUGGGUCUCUUACCUACUAGACUUUCAGAUUGGAUUAUGUAUGAACCUAGACCGGCUGGAGCUGAAAGGUUCCUUAGUGAAGAAGUUCUGGGAAUUGUUAUUAACCAUUAAUUCGAAUCUAAAAACUUUUGUUUUCUAUCUCUCUUCUUGAAAGUUUUUGACUUCCAAACUCACUCAUGUCACUUCAAUUCACUCAAUAGUGUUCAUUACUUCUUCUUUUAUACUCUAUUUUUUAUUCCAUAUUUGAUCAAAUCGAUUACUAGAUCUAGUUAAUCAAAACUUGUUUUAUGUUGUAAAGUAAAUCUAAGAUAUAAUUUCAAACAUGAUCAAAUUGAAUCUUUUUUUUCUUAUUCUAGAUGAGUCGUUUUGAUAUAUUGUAAGAAAUUCAAUCCAUUUUAUCAAUCG